Striga hermonthica is the source of this 960-nucleotide messenger RNA. The record is from the annotation of a GenBank genome assembly. Lineage: Eukaryota; Viridiplantae; Streptophyta; Magnoliopsida; Lamiales; Orobanchaceae.
AUGCCCACUCAAUUCACGCCGCCUCCGGCCGCCGUAUACGGCGGCGAAGAGCCAUCGAGAAGCUCCUCCGGCUCCUCGUUGUCCAUCGGCAUAAUUAUCAUCAUCCUGGCCUCGGCGAUCAUCGCCUCCGCCUCAAUCUACCUCAUCCGCCGCCGCCGCUGCCGCGGCUCAUCCGCCGCGGAUCCCCAUCCGGACCAGCCGCAUCCGCGCCGCGCCACAGCUCCCGACGAGCUUCUCGACUCCCUCCCGCUCUUCGACUUCCGCUCCGUCGCACCGGGCGCCGCCGCCUCGGGCGACUGCGCCGUCUGCCUGUCGCGGUUCGAGCCGCGCGACCGUCUCCGCCUUCUGCCCCUCUGCUGCCACGCGUUCCACGUCGCGUGCAUCGACGCGUGGAUCGCCUCCAGCCAGACGUGCCCCCUCUGCCGGUCCCCCGUCCUCCCCUCCGGCGGCGCUGACGCGCUCGGCAAGAUCCUCUCCGCCGAUAACCACGGAAAGACCGACAGUGCCGCCGACGCCGGCGGCGGAAGAAGCUUCCGGAUCGAGAUCGGAAACGUCAGCAGCCGCCACCCCGCCGCGGAAGGGGACGCCGGGCGCCGGCGGCGGUCGUACUCGGUAGGCUCGUUCGAGUACAUAUUGGACGACAACGGAUACGAGGUCCCCGUGGGGUCCACGACUCACAGCGGCCGGUUUUCCGAUUUCAAACCCAACGAAAAGGAUCCACCGACUACGGAGGCUCCGGCGGCGGAGGGAACUCCCGGCGGGAGGAGUCGGCUGUGGGAUUACGUCGACCGACUGGCGUCGAUCUCGAGCUCUUCCCGGUCGAUGUCGUUUAGGAGCUCCAGCCGGUUUUUCUCCGGAAGCAGCCGCCGUACAGAGGCCGUUGCCGUCACGGAUGACUUGGAGGCGUACAGGGCCGGAGAGGAAAUUAGUGAGUUGUUUCGCUGGCUUUCUGGAGUUUAA